AUGAAAUUGCCUGCGUUUCUCGCCUUCGUGUUUUUUACGCUUGUAGCGUUAGAGCUGGCGUAUGCCAAUGAGCCAGAGAAGAAACCAUCCGUGCUGGAGUUAAAGAUGGACAAAAUUCCUGAGAACCAAAGACUACAGAACUUGAAGAGGGAAAACCCCGCAGAAAUGAGAAGGAUGAUGAAGGCAAAAGGACUGAUAGAUAUUUCCGAGGAAGAGGGCUUAGUGCCGCUGAUAACCGCCACAGAUGGUACGGCUGUUCCUGACCAGUAUAUUGCCCAUCUUUUGCCAGAAGGAGAGUAUGGAAAAAUUCGUAGCAUCCUGAAAGGAAGUGGUUCUUAUCAAAAAGCAAAGUUCAUAAAGUUCACUAGAACAAGCAGAUACGCCAUACUUAAGGGUAUAAAAGAAAGUGAUCUUCAACAGCUUCGCCAGCUUACUGACGUCAUUGCGGAAAUCGAACAAGAUAAAGCAAUGUCGAUUGAUGGAUCUUAUUGUGCAGGACCUUUUCCAGCAUCUCACACAUGGAAUUUAGACCGAAUAGACGACGAAAGGGAUGAUGACAGUUUUACCACCUGGGCGGUCGGCUCUGGUAUAGACGCAUACGUCAUGGACACUGGAAUAAAUCCUGAUCACGUUGACUUCGGAGGAAGAGUGUCAUCAGGAUGGCACGCGAGUUCUUUCUCCGAUAGCAGAGACACCCAUGGUCAUGGUACCCAUGUGGCCAGUACCUUAGGCGGCGACACCUAUGGAGCAGCCAAGCAGGUGAACCUUAUUCCCGUCAAGGUGUGCUCCCGGACAAGGUGUCCAACCUCGGACAUCCUGGCAGGACUGAACUGGAUAAAGUCACGGGUUCAACAAAACAAGCGUCUGUCAAUCAUUAACAUGUCACUGGGUGGUGGGUACUCCUCUUAUCUCAAUGACGCCGUGUACGCGGUAUUGGAUGCAGGCAUUCCAGUGGUAGUUGCCGCUGGAAAUGACGGCAAGGCCAAUGCGUGUAAUUUAUCCCCGGCAAGCGUAAGCGGAGCCCUCACUGUUGGCGCCACCCAGAUAGACGAUUACUUGGCUCCGUUUAGUAACAUCGGACCGUGCGUCGAUAUUUACGCUCCAGGGAAAAAUAUCAGGGGCGCCUCCUACGCGAACACGCACGGUUCAGUGGCACUUGAUGGGACGUCAAUGGCGUCCCCUCUCGUCGCCGGUGUAGCCGCGGGUUUGUUGCAGGCCUAUGCCAACGCUGGGUUUUUCAGCGAACCGUCGACAAGCGUCGUUGACACUCUAAACUAUGACAUCAUCCAGUAUGCGGAGAAGGCAAGCGUAAGCGGAGCGCUUACAGUUGGCGCUACCCAAAUAGAUGAUUACUUGGCUCCGUUUAGUAACAUCGGACCGUGCGUUGACAUUUACGCUCCAGGGAGGAAGAUCAGGGGCGCCUACUACGCGAGCACGCACGGCUCAGUAGAGCUUGAUGGGACGUCAAUGGCGUCCCCUCUCGUCGCCGGUGCAGCCGCGGGUUUGUUGCAGGCCUAUGCCGACGCUGGGUUUUUCAGCGAACCGUCCACAAGCGUCGUUGACACUCUAAACUAUGACAUCAUCCAGUAUGCGGAGAAGGGCACAGUGAAGGGACUCCCGUCUUCGAACAACAAUAAUGUUAUGCUUCACACCACCUGCCUGACUACCUAA
Molecule: messenger RNA, 1671 nt
Organism: Lingula anatina
Lineage: Eukaryota; Metazoa; Brachiopoda; Lingulata; Lingulida; Lingulidae
Biological process (GO): proteolysis
Molecular function (GO): serine-type endopeptidase activity
Source: RefSeq, a predicted model, not a curated record